Daucus carota subsp. sativus is the source of this 760-nucleotide messenger RNA. Its product is annotated as putative F-box protein At1g67623. The record is from RefSeq and is a predicted model, not a curated record. The coding region runs from base 9 to 704 and encodes 231 amino acids. The transcript has 3 exons. Lineage: Eukaryota; Viridiplantae; Streptophyta; Magnoliopsida; Apiales; Apiaceae.
UUAAAGCCAUGAAGAAAACUUGCAAGAAGAAAAACACACUAGUCUCCAUUCCAACAGAAUUACUCGUCGAAAUCGUGGCCCGAGUAGCAGCAUCUUCGUUCGAUGACUUGUUCAAUACCAAGUUCAGCUGCAGAACUCUUAACAAAUUUGCCGAUGUUAAUGAUAAGUACAUAUCUAAACGUGUUUCGCUUGACAAGUUUCACGUAGUACCAUGGACAUCAAAGACAUCAAACCAGCAUAUAGUCUUCCUGGACCGCUGCAUCGAUUCGGGUAAUCCAGAGGCUUUAUACCGGCAUGGAAUUGUACAAUAUUUUGGGAAGGCGGAGAUAAAUUCAGGCAUCGAGUGUUUGAGGAGGGCUGCAAAUUCAGGACACCUUGAAGCUACCUUCGUGAUUGGUCUGAUCUUGAUACUACAUGGAGGUGAAGAUAAAGAAAGGGGAAUGAAGAUUAUUAUUAACAUGAAAAAAUUACAGCCAAGAAAGAAAAUUGCAGAAAUUCGGGAAAGAUUUUCAAGAACGCUAAAAUCAAUGUGGGUGAAAAAUACUGCCCUGAUCGGAAAAGCAAGGCCGAUUUGUUGCACAACGCACCGACGUGCAAAUUCUACAUUCCAUAUGUGGAAAAGGUUUGCUGACUUAGAAUGUGAAGCUUGCUAUUGUGAUCAAGAAAUAAUCCAUUUGUGGGAAAUUUUACCGAAAUCCAUCUAGUUAGCUAUAUAUAUAGUUUUCCAGGUUGUUCAUGCUAGUUAGCUAAUUUUCUGUGU